CCUGGAUGAGCUCUGCCUAAUUUUCUCUUUUUCUUGAUUAAAGCUCCGCUGAAGUCCAAUUGAUAUCAUAACAUCACUUAUACACAAAUAUCAAUUGAUAUCUUUCUUACACUGUAUUUCGACUGAAGUCCGAUGGCCGGUACUCUCACUUCUCUGUCUCUCAUCUUUGUCUCAAUCUUCAUCUUCUCUAUAAACAUUACCCUCCCAGCAGUCGGCAGCUCAAAUGCCACCUCCGGGAGACCUCUCAAUCCCACAGAAAUGGCACUUAAAAAAGAAAAACUAAGUCACUUUCGCAUAUAUUGGCACGACGUUGCCUCAGGUCCUAACCCCACUGCCGUUCGAAUAGCUCAAGCACCAUCGACGAACAAAUCGGCAACAUUAUUUGGUGCCAUGGUUAUGAUCGAUGAUCCAUUAACUGAGGGCCCCAAAUUGAGCUCAAAACUGGUCGGACGAGCACAAGGAUUUUAUGCAUCUGCAGCACAGAACGAUGUAGCAUAUAUAAUCGUGAUGAAUUUCGCCUUUACUACCGGAAAAUAUAAUGGAAGUUCGAUAAGCAUAUUCGGACGUAACCCUGUGUUGUCGGGUGUAAGAGAGAUGCCAAUUAUUGGUGGCAGCGGAGUUCUCCGGUUUGCCAGAGGAUAUGUUCAGUUUCAUACUGUGAAUUAUAAUAUCAAAACUGGUGAUGCUACUAACGAGUAUAACAUCUAUGUAUUUCAUUACUAAGUAUAAAUGUUAGUUGUAUUUAUUUUGUUUUGAGGGGCUUAUCCGUUGGAUCUGAAUCAUGAUAUUGGUUCUUUCUUGUCUAUGUAUCUACGUAAUGUACACAAAGGUUCAGAUAAUGCAUUUUUCUUCAUUUCAUAA
Messenger RNA from Papaver somniferum (opium poppy), 861 nucleotides. RefSeq names its product dirigent protein 22-like. The transcript has a single exon. Bases 133 to 723 code for a protein of 196 amino acids. The record is from RefSeq and is a predicted model, not a curated record. NCBI's taxonomy places the organism in Eukaryota, Viridiplantae, Streptophyta, Magnoliopsida, Ranunculales, Papaveraceae.